UUAUGGUAUGGAAAGAUAAGGCCGUUAAUGGACAUGGAAACGUCAAAGCCAAUCAUUUAUUUUGUGGAAAAGGGUUUAUACAAAGCAAGAUUGAAUCAUCUCACAGCACUUGCUGAAAAAUCAAACUUCUUGAAAGUCAAUAAAAAUUACAGUAAUCAAGUCACACAUGUUCUUGCGCAAGAUUGCACCAAACUUCAAGUUUUACAAUUUUUAAAGAAAGUAAAGAAGUUGAAACCAGAUGAGUUGAGCUGGGAAAAUCAGAAAUUUGUUAAUAUCUCAUGGUUUACAUCAUGCAUGAAAGAAAAGGAACUCGUUCCUGUUUUGGAAACACAUCUGUUGAAAGAUGAGGAUGAAGAUAUUGGGGUUCCCUCCAAGAAACUCAAAUUAGAAGAGAAGAUACCAAUGUAUGCUUGCCAGAGAUCAUCACCUCUAAAUCACAAGAAUAAAAUAUUCACCGAUGCGUUGGAGGUUUUAGAAGAACACGCACUGUACCGAGGAGAUCAAAAUGCUGAUGCAAGGUCGUUGGCUUUUCGACGAGGUUCAUCUACGUUGAAAUCACUCAAGCAUAAAAUUUCACACAUCAACGAUUUGAAAAAUCUACCUCAUAUUGAUAUUGGUGGCAGCUCAAAACCUGGACAUUGUAAAAGAGUUAUAAUUGAUAUUCUAGCAAAUGGCCAUUCCACAGAAGUUGAAGAAGUAUCGAGCAAUGAAUUCUAUCAAACAAUGAAAUUAUUUUGCGGAAUUUUUGGUGUCGGACCUCAAACUGCAAGAAAAUGGUUUUACGAUUUAAAGUUACGAACACUUGAUGAUGUCAAAAAUUGCUCGUCAAUAUCACUGAAUCGAGAUCAGAGUUAUGGUUUAGAAUAUUAUGAAGAUUUAAAUUCACCUCUGCCAUUAUUGGAUGCAAAACGAAUAGAAAAUCACAUAAGAGAAGUUGCAACUAGCAUACAAGAAGGCAUUGAAGUAAUUUUAGUUGGAGGUUUUCGUCGAGGAAAACAAGUAGGACACGACAUUGAUUUAUUAAUCACUCACCCUGAAAACAGAAAAGAAAAAAUUUUGCAUAAAAUAUUGGACAAAUUAAAGGAUGAAUUUGUUUACACUGAUAAAAAAGCAGGAACAACAGAAAACCCAUAUCAUGCUGCUAAAGUAACUUCUACCUCUCAAAGCACCACAGAUCAUUUCGAAAAAUGUUAUGGGAUAUUUAAAGUUGAUAAAACCGAUAAAGCUGCAGGUGAAAAUCAUAAAAGAACUUGGACAGCUCGCAGGGUGGAUUUGAUAGUUGUACCUUAUUCUCAGUUUCCAUUUGCUGUACUUGGAUGGACAGGAUCGAAGCACUUUGAGAGAGAAAUACGAAGAUACUCAAAAUCAGAAAAGCAAAUAGUGUUGACAAGCCAUGGAAUGUAUACACUGGAAGGGAAGCAAAACAUACCAGCAUCGAGUGAAAAGGAGAUUUUCGAGUUAUUGGGUUUGGAAUAUCAAGAUCCUGAGGAUAGAAAUUGUUGACUGCAGCUCGGGAUAUAGGGUUUGCUGUUUUGUGGGUUCCGGUGUCUUGGCGGGAGUAAGGCCCGCGUCAAAUUCCUUUUAAGGAUAGAAAUUUUGGACUUAAAUGUAUAGGUUUGAAAUUACAAAUUUCAAAAUUCAGAUGUCCGUGUCCAUAAGCCUCAACCAUAUUUAGUGAAAAGUCGAAGUCGAAUAACACAUAUUUGUCGCAACAGGGGCGAGUCAAAUUUUUUUGCUGCCUGGGGCAAGUUUUUGAUAAUGAUGGCCCUUUGCUGACUCUUCAUCACGACAAUCAUUCACACGAGAUCAUACACACAAUGUCAGCUUUUACAUAAAUAAAAACACCCGCGCCCGCCCCUGACCGGCACCUAGUGUCAUUUUUGAAUGAUCCCGAUGGAACGUUCAUCUACUCUACAGUUCGGGUUAAAUAUUGUCAAACCAAAUACCUGACAACAGAAAUUCGCUUUGCCAUUAUCGUUUUGCCAAUUCGAGUCUCCGGCUCUAUAUCGAGCCUAUGCCACUAUGCAGUAUUUCGUAAUUUUUAAUCGCAUUUAGUAAUUACUGUACAAUGAUAAUAAAUGUUGGCACUAUUCAGUACGAGUUUUCUAAUUUGGAUGGGCUUUCUGGGAAAGUUUACACUCUGAUAUCGAUGAUAUGUUUAGUACCACUGUGUGUGUGAAUCAAUUUAAUAUAAAAGGUGAGUGAACACUAACACUCUUUUUUGGCAAAACCUUUCAACCUAAAUUCUGCACGGUAUGAACCUCGCUC
Molecule: messenger RNA, 2268 nt
Organism: Styela clava
Lineage: Eukaryota; Metazoa; Chordata; Ascidiacea; Stolidobranchia; Styelidae
Product: DNA-directed DNA/RNA polymerase mu-like
Biological process (GO): double-strand break repair via nonhomologous end joining
Cellular component (GO): nucleus
Molecular function (GO): DNA-directed DNA polymerase activity; DNA binding
Source: RefSeq, a predicted model, not a curated record